AUGUGGCAGCCCCGUGGUUUCCACCGAGGAUCUACAGUCAUUAUGAGUGGCUUCGACCCUCAGUUCAGCGCCGACGACUGCCGUGCUUUUGCUUCAUGGUUCUCACCGGUGGUAUACGUGGAACAGUUAUCUACCAACAACGAUAAGUCACGUUUCAUGGUUGUUUUUGCUUCUAACGCUCAUGUCGAGGUAUGUUUUGCGCACGUCGGAUGUGUCAUAUCCGCACAGCAAUUGGCAAGACACAGGGAGAUAUCUGUUGAUAACGGCAUAAUAGAGGUGAAGGCUGUCGGCACGGAUGAGUCCGUGUGGAACACCAUGGGUGAUAUGAUGACGUACACUAGCGCGGCUCCUAUACUUCAAAUGGCACAGGAUGGACUUAAUGCCGCGUUAAAUCAACUAUCUUUCGGUUGGGGCGGUUAUUUGACCGGUUAG
Molecule: messenger RNA, 432 nt
Organism: Babesia sp. Xinjiang
Lineage: Eukaryota; Apicomplexa; Aconoidasida; Piroplasmida; Babesiidae
Exons: 2
Coding region: 1-432 (143 amino acids)
Source: RefSeq, a predicted model, not a curated record